Molecule: messenger RNA, 873 nt
Organism: Cetraspora pellucida
Lineage: Eukaryota; Fungi; Glomeromycota; Glomeromycetes; Diversisporales; Gigasporaceae
Source: the annotation of a GenBank genome assembly
AUGAAGCAUUUUACAUCUGUCAUUCUCUUCUUAAUUGUCGCUUCUAUUGGAGCGACUGUCGAUGCUAUCGUAACGGGAACAUAUUUUGACCGAAUUGUUUUAGUCAUGUUUGAAAACACUGGCUAUACUCAAGCGAUAGCACAACCUUAUUUGCAAAAUUUAACUAGCCGUUCUAACGGCCUCCUUCUUUCCAACUACCAUGCAGUCGCACAUCCGUCUCAGCCAAAUUACAUUGCCACUAUUUUUGGUUCAACCGCUGGUAUCACGGACGAUAACAAUCAUAACGUUUCCGGAAAUAAUGUAGUUGACCUUCUUGAAACUAAAGGUGUCUCUUGGAAAGCUUAUAUGGAAAACUAUCCUGGCAACUGUUACAUUGGUGCUACUGCUCCUUCUGGCCAACAUUUAUACGCAAGGAAGCAUAAUCCUUUCAUUUCAAUGAAUGACAUAAGAACAAAUCCCACUCGUUGUGCUAAAAUAGUUCCUGGCACCCAACUUGAUACCGAUAUAAAUGCAAAUGCAGUACCACAAUUUGUCUAUUAUGUACCAAAUCAAAAUAAUGAUGGUCAUGACACUGGUGUGGCAUUUGCAAUGAAUUGGUUCCAAGGUUGGCUUGAACCAAAACUUACUAAACCUGCAUUUACAACAAAUACUUUGAUCUUUAUCGUUUUUGAUGAAGAUGAUGGUUCUCAAGGCAAUCACAUUUUUGCUGGUCUUCUCGGUUCUCCCGUUCAUCCUCCUUCCAAUCACAACGACACUACCUCUUACAAUCAUUACUCAUACUUGGCUACCGUAGAGAAAAAUUGGAAUUUGGGAAAUUUGGGUAGAAAUGAUGUCAGUGCAACAGCCUUUACUAAAUAUUUGAUACAUCCUUAA